Molecule: messenger RNA, 810 nt
Organism: Habropoda laboriosa
Lineage: Eukaryota; Metazoa; Arthropoda; Insecta; Hymenoptera; Apidae
Exons: 5
Coding region: 1-717 (238 amino acids)
Biological process (GO): GPI anchor biosynthetic process
Cellular component (GO): endoplasmic reticulum membrane
Source: RefSeq, a predicted model, not a curated record
AUGAUAUUAAGCCGUAUUAAACAAUGUUUUAUUCAUAUUAAUUUAUUUUGCAUGAUAUUUUUACAAACUACUGUAAAUUGUGAAAAAUUAAGUGCUCAUAUGUCACUGAAAGUACAAGGAAUAGGAUUUCAUAGGGACUUAACAUAUCAAAUACAUUUUGAUCAUUUUAUAGAGGGAUGUUAUGUUGCUCUUUAUUUGCAACUUUCAUCUGCUUUAUAUCUCAACGUUAACGAAUUGGCUCAUUUAAGAAAAAUUAACACAGUGUGCUCUAGUGGCGAAACCGACGUUGAAUUAUUUGCAGAAAAUGCACAAGUUCAGAACGUAACUAUUUGCUCGUAUCUAUCUCAUACAGACUGUGCUAUGAAAAUUCCAAUACAUCAACGUUAUCAAUAUGCUAAUAGGAAUAAUAGAUACAUGAAUAUUACUUUACCAAGACCAAAAUUGCUAUUAGGUUGUAAGCAAAGAAUUCGAGAAUACAGGAUUUCUAAAACUGAUUUGUGCUCUUCGUGUGCAGAGACUGCAUCAAAAUGGAGAGAGAUUCCAUAUAGUAUGGUAAAUAGUAAGGACGUGGAAGAUAUUUGGACAAUACCUGUUGGUGAUAUAAAUAUGGUAUCUCUAGUAUCUUAUGUUACAUUAAUAAUAACAGCUUUAUGUACAAUAUUUCUUGUCCAAACAAUUAGGAAAUCUGUACCAAGACAACAUCCAAAAAGAGAAUAAUAUAUUUGACAUAAACAUAAUUCAUGGUAAUGCCCUUCCUUUCAUUGACCGGAUCGUUCCAUGGUUGAAUUUUACUUGUACCGAACACAAUGA